AUCGAAGAAAUGGAUCUCGAUAAAGAUCCUGCGUUUACUUAUGGCAAAUUGUUGUUAUUGGCUGAUGAUAGAACCGUGUCUCAAGAAAUGGAAGACGAUAUUGUUCCUGAGGAUGUAACACCUGUGCCUGAGAAUAACAACAGUAACAAGGCUCUCUCUUACAAAGCUUAUGGCCUUGGUAAUAUCAAGCAAUUCAUUCACCUUAUGCAGAAAAAGGGUAGUUCUGCUGCGAAGCACAACGAUGGAACUGUUAUUCCUGUCGGUUGUAUGAAGCGGUCCUCCAAUAACAACGGGACUCCCAAGACAAAUAAUGCCAGACCAACACAAAAGCACACACAGUUCCUCAUAAAUUUGGUUGAUCAAAAUCUGUGUAUUACAGCAACCAUGGCAAGAGAGCAGCUUUGUAACAUGUUUCAAGGUCUCAGCAUAUCUGAAAGUGGUUUAAGGAAACUCAUGAAAAAGAAAAUUAGACCAUCCUUGAAAAAUUCAAGUAUUUAUACUAUGGAAAGAGCCAUUGAGCUUUGUUACAAGAUAAUAACAAAUGGAAAGCGACUGGAAUUGAUUUUCAAAAGAAUUCGUCGAAUGUAUUUUUCAUUUGGGACCAUUAACUUUUCCAAAAUCGAACCUUUGAAGCCUAAUGAUGUUGCUAAAAUUGAGAAAGAGUUUCCUCUAUCUGAAAACAAGAAAAGAAAAGCAAAGACUGAUGAAUCUUUUAAAACAAAGGUCAAAAAAGGCACAAUAGCGUACCAUAUCAUAACUUUUAUUCGAAACGUCAUGGAUAACUACAUCAUUUACCAUUCUCGUUAUGUAAUAGAAGCCAUUCAAAGUCGUGGCUAUAGGCCAUUAUUUUUGUCACCUUACUCACCAUUUCUUAAUCCAAUUGAAGGACGUUGGUCUAAAAUUAAAGAAGGAAUCCACUCUCCUCAUUGGAUAUUUUAA
Molecule: messenger RNA, 939 nt
Organism: Rhizopus microsporus ATCC 52813
Lineage: Eukaryota; Fungi; Mucoromycota; Mucoromycetes; Mucorales; Rhizopodaceae
Exons: 3
Coding region: 10-939 (309 amino acids)
Molecular function (GO): nucleic acid binding
Source: RefSeq, a predicted model, not a curated record